This is a messenger RNA of Solea solea (common sole), 6462 nucleotides long. It is a transcript of the gene ccdc186, whose product is annotated as coiled-coil domain-containing protein 186. Gene Ontology annotation, biological process: vesicle cytoskeletal trafficking. Bases 170 to 3253 code for a protein of 1027 amino acids. The record is from RefSeq and is a predicted model, not a curated record. Gene Ontology annotation, molecular function: small GTPase binding. Gene Ontology annotation, cellular component: trans-Golgi network. The transcript has 16 exons. NCBI's taxonomy places the organism in Eukaryota, Metazoa, Chordata, Actinopteri, Pleuronectiformes, Soleidae.
UCAUCGUUUCUCGCUCAGUGGCCAUAUUUGUUGAUGUGUCAUAUCAAAGUGACUUGUUGGGGCUAUCAGCUGGUUUGACAGCGACCCCGAAGUUCGCCUUUACUUCGUUUAUCUCCGCACCGAACGACUUCAUGGAUUAUUCGCAUUCGAUUUAACCUCGGGAAGGACCAUGGACCAGCCUGGUCCUGCUUUGGAUGCCCACACGAUGGACGGGUUGGAGGCUGAAUCUUUGUCUGAGGGAUCUCCUAUUGUGAAUCAGCUCAACAGCAGCGAAGCCAACAUGGAAAAUGAAGAACAAAUAAAUCACAAUACUGCAGAGGAAGCAGAAAGAUGCAGCCUGCCAAAGGAUGGAGAACAGCCUGAAAGGGAGUUAAUCAAGUGUACAACAGAUGUUCAGAUCCACACAAAGGUAGAGCCGGAAGCUCAAACAUGCAGCCAGGACCAGGUGGAGGAGAUGUGUGAUGAUACUGGCUCUAAAAACAAUACAGUUUCUGUGGAAGGCCGGACAUCUUUGUUGUCAGGUGAGGCUGACAGAGCUGUGCUAGCCCUCGAAACGUCUUUAGAUGAUGUGGCAGAAAACUCUCCUUCUGUUCUUGAAGAUACAAUAACAACUUUGUUGACUUUUGAUGAAAUGAAGGAUGCUCAUGCCACAGCUUCAACCUGCAAUGAGAAGCCACCAGUCUCAUUUACUAAUUGUUCUAACGAGCCACUGCCUGCUGCUGCUGCUGCUGAUGAUGAUUCAGCUGAAAGUCCAUCAUCCACUUCCAAAAGCUCCCCUUCUGACUCCACAACCACGUCUGGGAUCUCUAAUGGCCCGUCAACCCCCAAUUCUGACACUGUCAGCUCCUCACUUGCUUCCAGUCCACAAACCAGUGCCAAAACCUCAGCCCCUCAUUCUACAUCCAGCCCGUAUGACACUGACUGCAGCCGCAAGCUCAUUUCUCAGAUCCAGCGCUCGCUGUCACAGGAGUCACUGUUGGAUGAGCUUGAGUCUGAGCUUUUGGACUGUCAACUGCCUGAGGGUGAAAGUGGAGGCGAGAGGAAAGGGAGGUCACCUGUCAACGGACUCCCUACAGACCAGGAGGGCUGCAUGGUGGUCUUGGAGAAAUGUGUGCAGUACAAGUAUGCACAACAGGAGAAAGCUAUUCAGAGGUUACUUGAGGAGAAUAAAAGACAUCAGGAGCUGAUCCUGGGUAUCUGUUCAGAGAAGGACAACAUGAGGGACGAGCUGAAAAAGAGGACAGAGGCAGAAAAACAGCUCAUCACCACCAUUAAAAAGUUGGAGGGCAGGGUGGAGGAGCUACUAAAGGAAGUGAAUGAGUCGCGGGAUAAUCUUACCCAUCAGGACCAGGUUACAAAGGCUACUCUCCAGCAGAUGCAGAAGGAGAUGGCCCACCGACUAGAACAGGCGAACAAGAAAUGUGACGAGGCACGCCAAGAGAAGGAGACCAUGGUGAUGAAAUACGUGCGGGGGGAGAAAGAAGCGCUCGACCUGAGACGAGAUAAGGAGAGUUUGGAGAAGAGACUGAGGGAAGCCACCAAGGAGGUGGACCGUCAGGCAAUCCGCGGAAACCAGCUGGCUCAGGAGAAAGGCAGACUGCAGCAGCUCUUUGAUUCCAAGGAAAGCGAGGUUAUCAGGUUGACUCGCGAGGGGGAAAAGUUGAAGGAGGAAAUCAACUCGUACCUGAUAAAGGUCAAAUGGGCCCAGAAUAAACUCAAGAGUGAGGCGGAUGCACAUAAGGAGACUAAAGAUAAACUGAGAGAGACCACAUCCAAAUUGGCCCAGGCCAAAGAAGAGACCGAGCAGAUCCGCAAGAACUGCCAGGACAUAAUCCGAACAUACCAGGAAUCAGAAGAGCUCAAGUCCAAUGCACUGGAUGCUAAACUGCGAGAGACCAAAGGAGAGCUGGAGAAACACAAGCAGGAACAAACAGACCAAUUAGAGGUGCACCGAGUAAAAGCCAGGGAGCUGGACGACCUGAAGAGGAGUUACAAAGAGGGCAUGGAUGAGCUCUGUACGUUACGCACCAAGUUAAAGUGUUUAGAGGACGAGCGUCCACGCUGGGAGGACGAGCUGAGCAAGUACAGGGAGAUCAUCAACCGGCAGAAAGCUGAGAUCGGCCGCCAGAGAGAUAAGCUGGAUGAGGUCACCGCGCUCGAGGAGCAGCAUGAACGAGACAAACAGGAGAUUGCGUCACUCCGUGAGGAAGCGGCCAGCUUUUCCAACCAGAUGACCGACCUCCAGCGUGACAUACAAGGCAGCAGGGAGCGCGAGGCCGAGCUGCUGGCCUUCACUGAGAAGCUGAGCAGCAAAAACGCCCAGCUCCAGUCGGAGAGCAACGGACUUCAGUCUCAGCUGGAUCAGCUCAGCAGCAGCUUUACCGAGCUCAAGGCAAAGCUGGAGGAGACCAACAGGCUUCUAGAUGACAAGUCACGGCAGCUGAAGCAGGAGGAGGUGCUGAGGCAGCAGGAGGUGCAGGGCCUGCAGCAGGAGCGGACUUCUCUGCAGACAGAGGUGACCCAGCUGAAAACCAGAGUGGAGGAACUGAGGGACGAACUGGUGACUCAGAAAAGGAAACAAGCUGCCAACAUAAAGGAUCUGACAAAACAACUAACGCAAGCCCGUAAGAGACUAGAGCAGACUGAGAAUGGAGGCUGUGACCGGGAUGUCAGCAGUAUGGGCAGUCGCUCUAGUUCCUCAGGUACUGCUCCUGGAUUUGGCUCUCUGAAUGCACGUCCCAGUGGGAGCAGUGGCAUCGAGGAGCGGUCGCCAGAGAGCCAGUCGGGUCCUUCGGUGAUGGUCGUGGACAGUUUCCCACAGGUGGACAAGGCUGUGCUGGUGGAGCGCAUUGUCCGUCUGCAAAAGGCUUUGGCUCGCAAGCAGGAAAAAAUCGAGUUCAUGGAAGACCACAUCAAGCAACUUGUGGAAGAGAUACGCAAAAAGACCAAAAUUAUCCAGAGCUACGUGCUAAGAGAGGAGACGGGGGCCCUGUCGUCGGAGGCAUCCGACAUUAACAAGGCCAACCUGAGCCGGCGGGGAGGCAUUAUGGCUUCGCUCUACACCUCCCACCCAGCAGACAGCGGCCUGACUCUGGAUCUGUCACUGGAGAUCAACAGGAAGCUGCAGGCUGUGCUGGAGGACACACUGCUGAAGAACAUUACUCUGAAAGAGAAUCUACAGACACUCGGGGCCGAGAUCGAGAGGCUCAUAAAACAGCAGAGAGACCCCGAUGACGGCGUGAGGAGGAAGUGACACGAUCGCAUUGCAAGGAAGAGAAAACAACUACCUGAGGAAUCUCCAACCCGGACAACCUAAUCCGAGAGAUGAAAUAUAUACACACAGCUAUUAUUCACCUUAACAUAUGAAGGAGCAAACUGAAGGUUGAUAAGUGUCAGUAGCAGCUCAUGUUUGCUGUAUGGAAGUCCUCAGUCUCUGUCCGUCCCGUGGAACAUUUACUUGAACUUUAAUGACUCCAUCUGCAUUGUUCCACAUCCAUUUCCUCCUCUGAAAAAAAACAAAUCCUCCUCUGGCUAACGUCCAUCUCCUCUGAGCCUUUGCCAACACGAAACUAUUCAGGCUUGAAACGCAGACUGCCUUGUAAAAUGAUUGACCGAAGAUGCCAUACAUUGUGAAUGUAAAGUAAAAUCUCGCUGGGAAAUAAAUAUAUAUAUAUAUAUAUAUAUUAAAAAAAAGAAAAGAAAAGAAUCUCCUGGUACAUUUUCACUCCUUCACAGUGAAUCGAAGUUGAACUGAUCGUCAGCCAGCAUGUGCGCUCUGCUUGUCUCCUGAUGUCCGUCUGCCAAUAAACCACAUGUAUUUGUGUGAAGAAGUCACAGGAGUGAAGAAGAAACGGGGGGGGCUUGUGGCCCCGGCUCGCGGGGACCUUGUGUGCUGUCAUUUUUUCAUCAGCUGCUCAGCACAGCACUUAAAAAGACUCAUCUUUACAACGCCAGGUGCUCGACAUACACAAGCACGCUGCAGCACCGUAUGGAAGAAUCUUGAUGUCGUGUAAUGUCAUGCGAUGGUUCAAAUGUAGAGCUGGUCUUGAUUUUGGCCAAUUUGAAUGUGAUUGUUUUUCUUUCUUUCUCUCUUCUUUUUUUUUUAUUUAUUUCCAAUUUUGUUGGCUUCAAAUUCUUAUUUGCAUAAUGUCAGUUUUCAGUUGUAGCCGUUUUGUUUGUUUUACUUUAAAUAAUGAGCUUAGUUUUAAUUUAGAACGUUUGGAUUAAGGCCUUAAACCUUUUCUUGCUUUUCCCUCACUAGACUGAGACGUUCCUGUCGUGGACAUCGUUAAAGCUGCGGCUGCAGAGUUUGCGGCUCACAGCUCGCUCACAGCUCGCUCACACCAGAUUAGCGCAGGCUGACAUCUCCGUCUCUGAUAAGCUCCGCCCACAUCGACAUGUGUUUUGUAGGAUUUACUGCCAGACACUAUUUUAGACUAAACAAGUUUUCCUUCGUUUAUGCUUCUUUGCAGCUGAAGCAGCUGUUUCCAAUACUGCGAUAGCAACCUUUCCACUAAUGGCGCGUACAUAUCCAAGUUUUCCAUCGUGGCCCAGAUUUCCCCCAAGGCUGGAAACACAGUCGAGAAAAGGUGCAGGAGAUUACGGCGUCGUUCACACUGAAAUCUGUGAGAUGCUGAAGGAUUAUUGUGGAAUUAUUGGUCAAAAACAACAGAAAUAGGAUUACGUAACACUUCAUGGAUGUAGUCCUCCAGUUGCCAGACAAACUCCACGACACCAGCUGUCAAUCACACUGGUGUCCACUCGUGCUUCAUUGUCUAUUCCACUCCAAAUGGGAGCAUCAUUUAGUGACAUGAUGUUCUAUUAGGGAUUGAGAACAUUAACUCCUCAGGAAAGGUUUUAACUGACAUCAUAAAUCAAGUGUGCAGCAGGCUCAUUUUCCCUGACACUUCCAUUGAAAUUGUUUCUUCUUUUUUUUUCUUUUUUCUUUUUUUAGCAAAAAGCAGAGUCGCCCCCUGGAGGCCAACUGCUACUUCCUAGGCUUCACUCUGUAUUUAGUUACAGUCGAUGGAUGUGACCUGGUGGGGGAAAAGGGAAGAAGUGUUAAGAUAUCCCUGUUGAUCUUUCUGUUCUCUCUCGCGUCAGGAAAGCUAUCGGCUCCUGUGGAUAAGUAAGCAGGGACAAAGUGCAAUGCUGUUCCUUCCACUGGUUUGUUUUCCCCGCUCUGUUGUGAAUGUGAUUGUGUAGCAGUAUGCUGUCAGAAUAUUUAAGUGUCCAAACUGUGUGUUUGUGUUUGUGUGAAGCACGUGAGCAUUUUUUUAACCCCUCGUGGUUUUUGUGUAGACACUCCAGCUGUCUGUUGGUUUUUUUUUUACCUUAUUACCCAUGAAGUUUUGUUCCUCCCAGAGGCGUAAACACCGUUCACCUGUCAGCCUCACUCCCAAGCAGCCGUACGUAACAAUGCUUCUGUCUGUUUAGUUUAUCAAAACACAAAAGGAGAUCCAGCCACUUCCACCACCUCCAUUUCAUCGAUACUUAACUUGGUCUUAAUUUGAUCUUCCUCGCAGAAGCUGUCACAGAGGAUAAGCCUCCUUGUCUUUUUCACCCCAGUGGUGAUGGUUUCUUUUAUGGCCCGUGAACGCUUACAGGCCGAUCCCCUCAGCGUUUCACCCCGAGGCUAUGUGAGGAGAGAUGAAAGUUUCCGGGAUUGAGGUCACGGGGUUCUCAGAGCCGUCCUGGUGCUGCUGCUGCUGCUGCUGCUUCUCUUCUUCUUCUUUUUUUAUUUGAUCAAAAACUGACCUCUUACCAUGUUACCAAUGGCGAACAUGUUUUGCUCUCCUUGAUAUUUAAACUUCAACCUUUUCCACUCCUAAAAAAAAACAAAACAAAGAGACUUAUGCAACUUCAUCGCAUUACAUUUAGGUUUCUGUAUGUUAGCGAGAGUGAGCCUGCGGCAGGACAGUUGGGAGUGUUUGUUUCUUUCUGGUGCAGGUGAAAAAGAAACACAACUUAUGCAAGAAGACUGGCAUGGGAUUAUUACCUUAAUUUAUUCUUCCUAAUUCUCUGAGGAAUGCUAAUAUGCUUCUCCUGAUUUGUGUGCCACCUGCGUUUCCCACAGCCUCGAAACAAAGCCAUGCUGCUGCGCUGUGUGCAUGAAUGAACAGAACAUUGUGUCUCACUCGAUGGAUAUGAAGAUUCACUGUGUGUGUGUGUGUGUGUGUGUGUGUGUGUGUGUGCGAGAGAAUGAGAAAAUGUGACAUAAAAUGAAAAGUUUGUCCCUUUUUUUUUCCCCCGUUUCUUUCCUCCUGUGCAAUGACUCCCUCUUUCUCUGUUUGGUGGAAUAUUCAAACUGUGAUUAUGAUAAUAUACAUUUGUAGAUAUGUCAUUCUGUACAAUUCUGUUUUUAAAAAACACACUGAUUCUGGAUGAUGUUUGUAUAUAAAGGUGUUUCCAGGGAUUAAAAAAAGAAAAGGAGACAAGUCUGAACUUUCUCUUGAAUGUUGA